Melospiza melodia melodia is the source of this 4705-nucleotide messenger RNA. RefSeq names its product HR lysine demethylase and nuclear receptor corepressor (gene HR). NCBI's taxonomy places the organism in Eukaryota, Metazoa, Chordata, Aves, Passeriformes, Passerellidae. The coding region runs from base 920 to 4525 and encodes 1201 amino acids. Gene Ontology annotation, cellular component: histone deacetylase complex; chromatin. The transcript has 19 exons. The record is from RefSeq and is a predicted model, not a curated record. Gene Ontology annotation, biological process: regulation of transcription by RNA polymerase II. Gene Ontology annotation, molecular function: chromatin DNA binding; transcription coregulator activity; histone H3K9 demethylase activity.
UCUCUCUCUGCCCCCCAAGAUCUCUCUCUGCCCCCCAGGAUCUCUCUCUGCCCCCCGGGCAGGGGCAGCAGGGUCGGACCCAGCUCUGGAGCACCCUCAAGGCCAGAUCGCUGCCAAAGCCGAAGGGAUUCGGGCUCCUGGCGACUCCCACCCCACAGGAUCGCCCCCUGCCCGCGCUGUCCCUGUCCCCAGCGCCAGCUCAGGGACUCGCGGCCCAUCCCGGUGUUUGUCCCGUCCCGGUGUUUGUCCCGUCCCGGUUGGUCCCGGAGCGGGCGGCUCGGAGCCUUUCAUGGCUGCCGGGGCGGCCUUGGCGAACAAAGGGCGCUUUCUUCACCCGCACGGGGCACACAGCACACCUGCCCUGCCCGCCCUGGCACCGCCGCCGGUGCCCCCGGGGCUGGGCGAUUCCCGCUUGCCGGGCGUCAGCAGCGCCAGCAUCCAUCCCAUCCAGUCCCAUCCCAUGGAUCCCAUCCCAUCCCAUCCCAUCCCAUCCCGUCCCUGCCGCCCGCCCAGCGCUGCCGGAGCUCCUCGUCAUCCCCACGAUGCCCAGGGCCGCCUAGAAGCGGGGGAAGGUCCCGAUCGCGCCGCCGCCGCUCCCCGGGCACCCCAAUCCCCGACUCGCCACCCCCGGCUCGCAGCACCGCGGAGCCUCCCGAGCCAAUGGAUCGAAAAGUUCAGCUCCAGCACGAGGAGAGGAACAUCCCCAGGGCUGCCCGGGCGGCUUUGUGCCUCCUGCAGAUCCCGGAGCCGGACCCCUUCAGCCUGUGGGUGUAGGCGCUCCCGCCCGGCCGCGUUCGCCUCUCCCGGAGCCGGUGGCACCGGCGGAGACCGCGCUCGUCCUCGGCCCCGAUGGACCCUGCAGGGACGGCGCUGAGCACCACAUGAGCGCGGCAGCAGCAGCACGGCCAGCGACGCGAGCAUGGGGGAGAGCCCGGCGCGCUGGAGAGGAGCGGCGGAGGCAGCGCAGGACGCGCGGGGGAUGGAGAGCAGCUCGGCCAUGCUCCUGUCCCGGAGCGCCGGGGCCGAGCUGCGCCUCCCCGCCUACCCAGAGCCCGGCAAGCUGAGCUACACCCUGGAGAAAGGCUGGAGGAGCUCCGAGGGGCGCUUGGGAGCCGGUGCCCACCUGGGCUGCCCCUACCCGCGGGGCGCCGAGGACGGAGCGGAGCUGCCCCCGCUGCUGCCCCCGCGGAACGGGCAGCCCAAGGGGGGCUGGGGGGAGCCCUGCGAGGAGCCGCGCUGGGCCGAGGCCGUGCUGGCCCCGCUGGCGCUCUACAGCCACUCGUACCACCGCUACCACCCCCUGGCAGUGCCCGGCAAAGCCCGCGACGCGGCCGCAGAGCCCCCGGCCUCCUUCCAGCACUGCCCUUUCCUCGUCGAGGCCAAGCACAGCCCCUUCCUGCUGUCCCCCGCCUUCGAGGGGCCGGGCCCGCUGGGGAACGGGCGCUUCGCCGGCCCGGAGUGGAGUCUGGGCUCCUACGGGCCCGCGUGGGGCCAGCCCCUCUACCUGGGGGUCCCGCCGAGCUGCAAAGCGGCUCUGCCCCCCUUCGACGGCUGCUCCAGCUCGGGGAACAAGGAGUUUUACGCCAAGAAAGGCGCCGGGUUCCACGCCUCGGGCAAGAACCACGCGGCGCCGCCGCUGCUGGGCAGGAGCCGAGCGGGGCCGGAGCGGGCCGGGGAGGGGGAGCCGGCGCUGCCCGGAGCCCCGUGGGGGGAUGGCCGGGCCGGGGGCAGCUCGGCCGUGCCCCCUCCCCAUCCCCAUCCCCGCACGCCUCCCCCGGGCUCCAGCCGCCCCCUGCUCCUCCUGCAGCCCGGCCCCUGGGCGCGCUCACGGCCGCUCGGCGCUGAGUUUUCCGUGGACGCGGGGCCGGGACGACCCUCAGAGCCCAGAGAUGCCCCCAAGGAGCCCAAUCCCCCGGCGGUGCUGGCGGACGGGCGCUACCCAGCGGCUCUGGCCAAACCCGAACCCCCCUCGGGCUGUCUGUGCCCCACGCCGGCAUGCCACGGCUGCCCGGGGGUGCCCUUCGAGCCCACCUCGGGGCGCUUUCCGUGCCCGCCCAGCAACCACACCAAGCUGAAGAAGACGUGGCUGACGCGGCACUCGGAGCAGUCGCUGCCCCGCCCCAAAGCCCCGCGCUGGGACGGGGGUCCCGAGCCCCCCGGCGAGGGAAAGCGCUCGGCCAAGCGCCCCCAUGGCCCCGCCGAGGGUCCCCGCACCGCCAGCGAGGGCGCGGCCGCGGCCAAAAGGGGCUCCAAGAGCGCGGGGGACGGCGAGGAGAGGAGGAUGGAGCUGCGGGAGGAAGGGCCGCCGAGCCGCCGGUGCCUGCAGAGCCUGCCCUGCUCGGCGCUGCCCCCCGGCAUCCCCCGGUGCUGGGCCUGCGCCCCCCGCGCCCGCAGGGACCCCCGGGGUGAGGAGGAGGAGGAGGAGGAGGAGGAGGAAGAGCGCCCCGAGAGCAGCUGCAGGCUGCUGCACUUCCGCAGGUUCACCCUUGGGGACAGCGGCGAGCUGAGCGUCGAUGGCCUCUGCGGCCUGGGGGACACCCGGGGGGACGUGGCCGACCCCGACGGGGGUGACAGGAAUGGGGGUGACAGGAAUUGGGGUGUCAGGAACUUGGGGAGCAGCGUCUGCCUGGCCAAGCACCUGCUGGGGGUCCUGGGGGACGCGUUCUGUGCCGCCGUCCGCAGGGACAGGGACGCGUGGCCGGGAGCGCCCGAGGGGCUGACGCGCUGGCGCCGGGGGGAAGGAGCCCCCCAGCUCUGUGACCGCUGCCAGCGCGGCUUCUUCAACUCGCACUGGAGCUGCGCCAGAUGUGGCUUCCAGCUGUGCCCCGAGUGCCACCGCGGCUGGCGGGAGGAGAGCGGCGCUGAGGAUCCGGCGCUGCCACCCGAGUGCACCCCCGGGCGGGAGCACCGCGUGUCAUCGCUGGUGCCCACGCAGUUCGUCCCCACCUGUGUCCUGAGCCGGCUCUGGAAGCUCCUCCACGAGCUCCGGGCCAAGUUCGCCAUCGCCUCCCGCUGUCCGUGCGCCGAGGGGGCGGCGGGGCAGAGCCCGGCGGAGCCCCCGGGCACGCAGGAGCCGCCGGUGCCCGCCGUGCCCGCUGUGCCCAGCCGCGGCCCCGCCGAGCCCGCCCGGCCCGUUAAGGAAGGUAGGGCUGGGGCCGACCGCGACCCCCCGAGCUCCGAGAGCGCCGAGGAGGGGGCGCCACCCGCGCACAGCGCGACCCUGUGCGAGCUGCUGGCGUCCACGGCCGUGAAGCUGUGCCUGGGGCACGACGGCGUGCGCAUGGCGUUCGCUCCCGUGGCACCGGCGCUGCCCAGCGACACCCGCCUGACGAGCCUGCUGGACAGCAUCAUCGCCCGCGUGGUGGAGAGGAAGCUGCAGGAGCGGCGGGCGGGGCCCGAGCUGAGCCCCCCCGGCCCCCCGGAGCCCCCCGGCCCCCACAGCGUGCUGGGCCCCGGCGGGCUGCUCUGGCUGCACCGGCCCGGCCCCGGCGGCGCCUACGGAACCUUCCAGGAGCACUGGAGGCACGGCCGGCCCGUGCUGGUGUCAGGGCUGCAGAAGCGGCUGCAGCCUCGGCUCUGGGCGCCCGAAUCCUUCCAGCCCGCGGGGCAGGAGGAGGACGAGGAGGAGGUGAAGGCCGUGAACCUGCGGGCCCCGCGGAGCCGGGUCCGGAUGAGCCGCCGGAGGUUUUGGGAUGGAUUUGCCGCCAGCACCGCCGAGCGGGAGCAGGGCGGCGGGGACCUGCUGAAGCUGGAGCGUGGCUUUGGGGACACGGAGCUGAGCCGGGCCACCAACCUGCGGGCCAGCCUGCCCCUGCCCGAGUACUGCGGGGCCGGCGGCCGCCUCAACCUGGGCUCCUUCCUGCGGGGCCCGCGGGGCCGGCGCUGGCUGCGGCCGCGACUCUGCGUGUCCUACGCUGUGCCCCCUCAGGAGCAGAACCUGGGCACCAAACCCCUGACGGUGGAAGCGGCCGAUUCCAUCAGCGUCCUGGCACACGCGGUGCCCGCAGCGCGGGAGCCGCUGGUGCCCGCCGAGCUGGCCGAGCUGGAGGCGCCGCUGCGGGAGCGGCUCGGGGCGGGCGCGGUGCCCGGUGCCCUGUGGCACAUCUUCCGCGCCGAGGAUGCCCCGCGGAUCCGGGACUUCCUGCGCAAGGUGGCGCAGGAGCCGGGCCAGGCGGCGGUGGAGCCCCCCGGGACCUCCCUGGAGCCCCCCGGGUUCCACCUGGAGCCCCCCGGGCUGUACCUGGACCCCACCCUGCGGCGGCGGCUGCGGGACGAGUGCGGCGUUUGCGGCUGGAGCCUCCUGCAGCUGCCCGGGGACGCCGUGCUGGUCCCCGCCGGGGCUCCCCACCAGGUGCGGAGCCUGAGCGGCACCAUCAGCGUGGAGCAGCGGUUCCUGUCCCCGGAGAGCGCCGUGCGCCUCCACAGCCUCGGGACCGGCGCCCCGCGGAGCCUCCGCGCCCAGCUGGACGGGAUGAUCCUGGCGGCCGUGCGGGAGGCGCUGGGGGUGCUGCAGGGCUGCCAGUGAGGGCACGGAGCCACCGGAGGGCACCGGGAGCAUCAGGCUCAGCCGGGACACCUCCGGGAGCCUCGGGCAUGGCUGGGACACCGGGAGCCUCGGGAACAACCGGGACACCUCCGGAAGCUUCGGGAAUGGCUGGAACACCUCCGGGAGCUUCGGGAAUGGACGUGACACCGGGAGCCCCGG